This is a messenger RNA of Schizophyllum commune H4-8, 692 nucleotides long. RefSeq lists its product as uncharacterized. The transcript has 3 exons. Lineage: Eukaryota; Fungi; Basidiomycota; Agaricomycetes; Agaricales; Schizophyllaceae. The record is from RefSeq and is a predicted model, not a curated record. The coding region runs from base 284 to 556 and encodes 90 amino acids.
CGCUAGGUGGAGCGCAAGUGCUACGGGAGGCCUCCACGACGCCUCAGCAGGUGGCCGAAACUUCUUGGGGCUCCACCCUCCCCAAAUUCCUGGCCCGACGAGGGCGGCGCACCCUCGUCUUGUGAACUUGUCCUCCCCAAUGUGAAGUCCACACACUGUCUUGAGCACAGCAUAUCCAUCCCGCGUAUAUAAGGCCGCGUCGUCUUCCUUCUCAUCCCAUCCAACAACCGCCUCCCUCAGCCCAUCCAGCUCCUAGUCAACUUAUCCACUCACCCACCUCACAAUGCGCUUCUCUCUCCCCGCCGCGACCACCGUACUCUCCCUCGCCGCCUUCGCGGCCGCGAUCCGGAACCCGGACAACCCGCAGGACCCGAUCAACUGCCCGCCCGACGGCGGCGCGGAUGCGUGCUCGAAGGAGACGAAGUGCAACAACCGCAUCCGCAUCAACUACGGGCAGACGGAGAAGGGGCACUAUAUCUGGUACCUGAACGACUACGACCCGAACGACCUCCCGCAGGGCAUUACGAUUACGGAGGAUGAUGUUGGUACUUGCUAAGCGCGUCGCGCCCAUGGAGGGAUGUAGGACGCUGAGCAAUCAGCCUGCCCACCGUUCCAGCGCGCGGGUCUCCCUGUACUUUUCUAUCUAUGCGCACAUUUGUAUGACUGGUGGCUACGCAAUCCGAAGCAUCCUG